UUUUCAGAGAAGUCAUUAUGUAGGCCUACAUAAUUUCACAAGAUGCAUCUGGAUGGGAGGACACCACAACCCAAGUUUCACAACUCGAGUUUAAGGAACAAGUUAAUAAUUAAUACAAUGACAGCUUAACAAAUACAUCAAGUAAGGUAAAGAAAAAACAGAAAAGGAACAAUAUAACGAUGGAUUAAAGCUGCACAGGAUACUGGAGCACAUCCAUUCAUAAAGUCAGAAAGACAUUCGGUGCCCAUGGAUACGGAGACAAUCGUGCCAUCCAUCCAACCCAGACGAAAAACCCGCUUGAGCUUCAGCACCAACAUGAGUGUACGUUAUGGCUCCAUGGGCUCAGAUGUACCAGAUGGCGAUACAUCAUCAACACAGAUAUCUGCCAUCUCUCCGAGACGCUCCUACAUCGCUGUGGCAGUUCUCUGCUAUAUUAAUCUUCUCAACUACAUGGACCGCUAUACCAUAGCAGGUGUGCUGCCCAGCAUCCAGGAAUACUUUAAAAUUAGUGACAGCACAUCAGGUCUCCUUCAAACAGUUUUUAUCUGUAGCUUUAUGCUCCUGGCGCCGGUUUUUGGUUAUCUCGGGGACCGUUACAACAGGAAGUACGUAAUGAUUGCUGGGAUGAUUGUGUGGCUUGGCACAACCCUGGGCAGCUCUUUCGUUGGAAAGUCGCAAUUUUGGGUUUUGAUCUUGACAAGGGCAUUGGUUGGAACAGGAGAGGCCAGUUACUGUACCAUUGCUCCGACUAUCAUUGCCGACUUGUUCACUGGCACCAAGAGAACUGUCAUGAUCUCCUUUUUUUAUAUAUUUAUACCAGUCGGAAGUGGUCUUGGUUAUAUAUUAGGCGCAACAAUAGCAAAUGCAACAGGGGACUGGCGAUGGGCACUGAGGCUCAAUCCUGUUCUGGGUGCACUGGGUCUGGUGCUCCUGGUGUUUCUGAUUCCCAAUCCUCCUCGCGGAGCCGCAGAAGGCCACGGAGACAGAGUCUUGGAAAGCACCUCGUACCUCGAGGACGUCAAGUACCUCCUGAAGAAUCGCAGCUUUGUCUGGUCUUCUUUUGGUGUGACUGCCAUGGCUUUUGUCACAGGGGCUCUGGCAUUCUGGACCCCGACCUUCUUGUCACGUGCACAGGUUGCACAGGGCCUCAGGCUACGUUGCAACAAGGAGCCUUGUGACCCUUUGGACAGUUAUAUCUUUGGUGCCAUCACAGUGGUGACGGGGAUUGUGGGAGUUUUUCUGGGCACCUUCAUAGCAAAGAAACUGAGAGUCAGAGUGCCCAACGCAGAUCCUCUUAUAUGUGCUGUGGGGAUGCUCAGCUCCUCCCCCUGCUUCUUCAUCGCUGUUAUCCUGGCAUCCACUAGCAUCCCGGCCACCUAUAUUUUCAUUGCAAUUGGAGAGACUUUGCUGUCGCUUAACUGGGCUAUUCUAGCUGACAUUCUAAUGUACGUUGUCGUGCCAACAAGAAGAUCGACGGCUGAAGCUUUACAGAUAUUGGUCUGUCAUCUUCUUGGAGAUGCAGGAAGUCCAUACCUUAUUGGUGCGAUCUCAGAUGCUCUACUGAAAUAUUAUCCAGAUACUCCUAGUUGGGAAUUUCGUCGACUGGAAUAUAGCGUUCUUCUCUGCCCCUUUAUUGGGGUCCUGGGUGGUCUGUUUUUUCUAAUGACCUCUUUAUACAUCAAAGAGGACAGGAAAGCAGCAGAGAUGCUUGUUUCAGGACAGACUACCAGAGAACCGACAGUAUCCACAGUGUCAUGACAAUGAUAAUAAACAAACAAGGAUCGAUGGACAGAUUUUAGACAUGCUUAAAUGACAAUGAGUCAUACUUGUGUGUGUCAUCUCUUACACAUUUUUUAUAUAUAGGCCUGCAAUGAUGAGCUGUUUUUACAUUGAAAUAUUUUGUUAUUGUUACUGAUGUAUUUUGAGAAAGUGUGCUCGUCACCAUUUUAGAGCUGAUUCUGUCAGAAACCGGCUCAGAGGAACAAUAUUAGAGGGGGCUUCCCUUUCUAGACUAAAAAAAAGAAUGUAUUUUGUGCCAAAUGAAUACUAAGGUGUACAGACUGAAACAGAAAAUGUGUUAAUAGGCUUUAAUAUGCUUUUUAUUAUCAAAAUUAUUUUUACUUUUACUUUUAAAUAAAUGCACUUUGUCUACAUCGUC
This is a messenger RNA of Misgurnus anguillicaudatus (oriental weatherfish), 2158 nucleotides long. NCBI's taxonomy places the organism in Eukaryota, Metazoa, Chordata, Actinopteri, Cypriniformes, Cobitidae. The record is from RefSeq and is a predicted model, not a curated record.